Messenger RNA from Lodderomyces theae, 258 nucleotides. It is a transcript of the gene STF2, whose product is annotated as Stf2p. The record is from RefSeq and is a predicted model, not a curated record. Lineage: Eukaryota; Fungi; Ascomycota; Pichiomycetes; Serinales; Debaryomycetaceae. Bases 1 to 258 code for a protein of 85 amino acids. The transcript has a single exon.
AUGUCAAAAACAAAGAAAUGGACAAUUCACGAAAAGCGUCCACAAGAACCAAAAUGGUUUACUCAUAACGGAUACGUCAACACUGAUCCAACCAAGAUCAAGAAGAAUGGAGCUGGCAAAAACAAUUGGGGUCAAAAUGGUGAUGAAUCUGAAUUCACCUUGUUUAACAAGAAGAGCACAAGAAGAAAUUCCAAUCACGAUGUUAAUGAAUUGAAGUUGAUGAAUUUGAAUAAUUCAAUUGAUGCAAAGUUUGCUUGA